Zychaea mexicana is the source of this 1380-nucleotide messenger RNA. RefSeq lists its product as uncharacterized. Bases 1 to 1380 code for a protein of 459 amino acids. Gene Ontology annotation, cellular component: plasma membrane. NCBI's taxonomy places the organism in Eukaryota, Fungi, Mucoromycota, Mucoromycetes, Mucorales, Lichtheimiaceae. Gene Ontology annotation, biological process: protein processing. The transcript has 2 exons. The record is from RefSeq and is a predicted model, not a curated record. Gene Ontology annotation, molecular function: metalloendopeptidase activity.
AUGGAUCCUUCCAAGAUAUAUAAUCCAAAAACAUUAUCCCAGCUCACCAAACUGUCGCCGAAAGUGGAUUGGGAUUUAUUGGUCACGCGAUUGCUUCCAUCGACUGCCCCACAUCAAGACGUGAUCAUUGUCUCAUCGCCAAGCUACCUCGAAAAACUAUCGGCGGAAGUGUUGGCACAAUCCACGCAGCGAACGAUCCAAGCAUAUCUGCUGUGGCGGGUUAUCAAUGAGUAUGCGCCAGCCUUGAGCGAGGAAAUCCGAAAACCGCUGCAACGAUUGACAGCCAAGUUACGAGGCACCAAUGCUAAGGUGACAAAACCUCGCUGGGAGACUUGUUUGGACCAGGUCGAUCUCUCGCUUGGAUUUAUAGCUGGCCGGUACUUUGUCAUGGAGAAGUUCAGACCCGAGACAAAAGCGCGCGCGGACGAGUUUGUCAAGGCAAUUAAGGAAAGCUUUUUGAACAGGUUGCCGGAGCUUGAAUGGCUUGAUGAAGCUACAAGGAAACAUGCAAUCGAAAAAGUGGAUGCACUGGUACGCAAAGUCGGUUAUCCAACCAAAUCGCCUAACGUUAUGUCGCCGGUUGCACUAUCCGACUACUAUUCUGAGCUGGUGAUUGAUGGUGAUGACUUUUUUGGCAACUACUUGCGCGGUCGCCAGUGGCUGGUGAUGAAGGAUUGGCGUCAAGCUGGAAAACCUACAGAUAAAUCUACUUGGGAAAUGACUCCGGCUACAGUGAACGCUUACUACAACCCACCCUACAACGAAAUCGUGUUCCCUGCUGGUAUCCUUCAGUCCCCCUUCUUUAGCGGGGAAUACCCUGAUUAUCUCAACUAUGGUGGUAUCGGUGCCGUCGUUGGUCAUGAACUGAGUCACUCCUUCGAUAACAACGGUCGACACUUUGAUGCCAAGGGGCGGCUUAGCGAAUGGUGGACCAAGGAAACACUAGAAGCAUUCGAGAAAAAGACGUCGUGCUUUGUUGAUCAGUACGGAAACUUCACCAUGGAAGACGAGAGCGGAGACCCGAUCCAUGUGAACGGCCAACUGACGCUAGGCGAAAAUGUAGCAGACAAUGGUGGUAUCCGGCAAUCAUACGUUGCAUGGAAGCGGCAUUACGAUAAGAACAAGGAUGGCAAAGAAAAUAUGCUACUGCCUGGAUUGGAGAAUAUCACGCCCGAGCAACUAUUUUUUAUUAACUACGGACGUAUUUGGUGUGGCAAAUCGACAAAGGCACAGGCUAAGCAAAGCAUCUUGGUCGACGAGCAUUCACCUCCAAAGUGGCGUGUGAUCGGUGCAUUGCAAAACUCAAAAUACUUUGCUGAAGUAUUUAAAUGCCCUGCGGGCAGCCCAAUGAAUCCAGUGGAUAAAUGUGAUCUGUGGUAA